Molecule: messenger RNA, 1748 nt
Organism: Diorhabda sublineata
Lineage: Eukaryota; Metazoa; Arthropoda; Insecta; Coleoptera; Chrysomelidae
Product: facilitated trehalose transporter Tret1-like
Exons: 2
Coding region: 140-1504 (454 amino acids)
Biological process (GO): transmembrane transport
Cellular component (GO): membrane
Molecular function (GO): transmembrane transporter activity
Source: RefSeq, a predicted model, not a curated record
AAAUAGGAAUAGAAUACUUACCAGAUUAACUUUAACGUUUCGUUUGGUUAACGUAUCCACACAAUGAAUUUCAUUUUGUUAUUUAAAUAUAAUUAAGGCGAUUUAUAUAAAAAAAUUAUUGUCGCAGAACAUAAGCGAGAUGAAAGGAAAUAAUUAUUUUCUUUAUUGCUCAGUAAUAUCAGUUAACUUGUUAUCAUUUACUGCAAAUGCUGGAUUUCCUUGGACUUCGCCGUUUCUUCCUAAGCUAAAUGGGCACGUAGAUCCUGAUAAAAACCCUAUACCAUAUGGAAUCUCAGUUCUAGAAGAAUCGUGGAUAACGACUAUGUUGAACGUUGGUGCUUUGUGUGGGCCACUAUGUACCGGCCAAAUCUCUAGAAAAAUUGGAAAGAAAAUGACGCUCUUGUUAUUCUCCAUACCAGUUUUUAUUUCGAAUAUAAUUUUAAUUUUUGCAAAUACUGUUUGGCAUUUCUACACAUCAAGAUUUCUUUUAGGAGUAGGUGUAGGUUGUGUUUAUUGUAUUAUACCAGCGUAUGUUGCUGAGAUAUCGGAUGUACCUAAUAGAGGAAAAAUGGGUUUGUGCAUGUCUGUUAUGAAUCUCAUAAGUCAUAUGUGUGUUGUAUGUAUCGGGCCUUACGUAACCGUCAGAACAUUUGCUUGCAUGAGUUUAGUUCCCUUAAUCUUAUUCAUUAUGAUUUUCAUCACUUUCAUACCUGAGAGUCCUUAUUACUUAGUUUCCCGAAAUAGAAUGUUGGAAGCUGAAAAUUCUUUGAAAAAGUUUAGACAAACGUCAAACGUAAAACUUGACUUAAUCGAAAUAAGUAAUAGUGUAAAAGAAACUAAAAUAGAGGGUUCUUUAUACGAUAUUUUCAAGACAAAAGUAGUCCUGAAAGGUCUACUUCUCACUGUUGGUUUAAUGUUAAGUCAACAGUUAUGCGGCGCUCAGCCAUUAAAAGCUUACCAACAAGAAAUAUUCCAAUCUACCGGUAGUAAUAUACCCAGUGAAAUUUUAGUAAUGAUAGUUGGAAUUUUCCAAUUCAUCCCGAAUAUUCUAAUCGUUUUUAUUGUAGAUAAAGUGGGUAGAAAAAUACUUUUAUUAUUGUCUUAUUUUGGAUUACUUAUUUCUUUAGUAACAAUUGGAAUCUUUUUUUAUUUUCAAGAGCAAAACUUCGAUGUUGAUAGUAUACUUUGGGUUCCAGUAGCAAGCUCUUGCUUAUUUAUGGCUUCUAUGAAACUCGGUGCUGGUCCAGUGGCAUGGUCUUAUGUGGGUGAAGUUUUCCCAUCAAAUUUACAGAUUUAUAUGAGUUCUAUUGUUACUUUUGCUAUGUAUUUUUUUGGUAUAAUUGUUACUUUUAUAUUUCCCAUCAUGUUCAAUUUCAUAGGAAUGGCAUGGACUUUCUGGAUUUUUGCAAUUUGCACUUCAGCGUCUAUAGUAUUCAUUAUAUUCAAGGUACCUGAAAUAAAAGGAAAAUCGUUUGUUGAUAUUCAAAUGCUACUCAAAAAAUGAAGCAAAAAUUGAUUAUUUAUUCCAUUAUUUAUACUCCAGUAGGGAAAUACCAGUGGGGAUAAAACCAUAAUGUAUAAUAUGAAUAUAUAUGAUAAUAAUAAAUAUAUAUGAAUUGAGUAUUAGAGACUGAGAAUUAGCAAUAAAUAAUUUAUGGUUUUAGAAUCGACCAAUUAAAAUAUGUGUAAUGUAUUUAUUUUUUUUUUUUCGUCUUCUUGAAUAUGUUAAUAAAACUAAUAAUAUUCAA